GAAGGAGGAGGGCGAGUGGGGUGGGAAUAGAAAUGAGAAUAACACAAGCCUGUUAUCAGAGCUCCUCUUUCUCAAGGUCUUCAAUGGCUUUGGCUGGAGCGCUCCUGACCAACCGCACUGCUCAGCAAGAAAGUCAUUACCAUUCAAUCACCGUCCAGCAAAUCCAAACAGACAGCACAAGGAUCACUUGAGUGGCUGUGGAAGUCCAGAAUCUGGUGAUGGGGGCCUGCUGCAGACCACUGCACUGAAGACCUCCCUAUGCUUUAGCUCAGCGAGAGUGUACAGGUCAACAUACAACUACUGGUAAAGUGACAUAAAAGCCAUAUCAAGCAGGACUGACUGAGCCAGACAGCAGGAUGAAGAUGAUGGUCUUGAUGAUGAUGCUGGGCUUCGGUCUCACUUGUCUCGUGGCACACACACACAGCACACAUCUGGGAUCUCCUACCUGCUCAGCCAACGGGACGACUCGCUCCUUCUUCUGUUUGGGCAGUAAAGUCCAUCAGAUGCCGAGUGACAUUCCGAAAAAUACCACAUACGUGGAGAUCAAGCUGACUCAGAUCAACGUGUUUCCAAAAUGGGCCAUCUCAUCACUUCAUGAGCUCAAGAGAAUAAUGGUGUCUGAGAACGGUGCCCUCAAGGAAAUUGGAGCCUACGCAUUUGCAAACCUAACCAAACUAGAAGAGAUAACUAUUACUAAAUCAAAAAACCUUGUGAGUAUGGAGAAAGAGACCUUCUGGAGACUUCCAAAGCUGAGAUAUCUGACUAUUUCAAACACCGGUCUUACAGUCCUUCCUGACUUCACCAAGGUCCAGUCUGCUGCUCUUGAAUUUUUAUUUGACCUACAAGAUAAUAUGCACAUAAAAGUGAUACCCAGCAAUGCUUUCCUUGGACUUACAAGUGGUAUCAUAACUGAGCUGAGGCUGACAAAGAAUGGAAUCACUGAAGUGGAGAGAAAUGCCUUCAAUGGAACCAAAAUGGAAAAACUUUUUCUCAUGGGAAACCAACAACUGAGGCAUAUCCACAGCUACGCCUUUCUAGGAGCUGAAGGCCCCGUCGUUCUAGACAUCUCUCGUACCGCUGUCAGUGCCUUACCAGAGAGCAUGCUGAAGAGUCUGAAGCUGCUGACUGCCAUCUCCGUCUACUCCCUCCGAUGGUUACCCAGUCUGGAGUUGUUUUCCGAGCUCACUCAGGCCAAUCUGACAUACCCCAGCCACUGCUGUGCCUUCAAAAAUUUCAAAAAGAACAAAUCAGAGAAGAACCAUUUGUGCAAUGAUCCUGCUCUCCGUAACCUGGAGCCGUACUUUUUUGAGGAACACUGUAAGGAUGUGACAGCAGUGAGCUGCUACCCGGAACCGGAUGCCUUCAACCCAUGCGAGGACAUAAUGGGCUUCACCUUCCUGCGGGUCCUCAUCUGGUUCAUCAGCAUCCUGGCCAUCGUUGGCAACUUCAUUGUUCUCCUGGUCCUCCUCAGUAGCCGCUACAAGCUCACUGUGCCCAGGUUCCUCAUGUGUCACCUGGCCUUUGCUGACCUCUGCAUGGGCAUUUACUUGCUCAUGAUUGCUGCUGUGGACAUCCAGACCCGUUCCCACUACUAUAACCAUGGCAUCGAUUGGCAGACUGGCCCUGGCUGCAGGGCAGCCGGCUUCUUCACAGUUUUCGCCAGCGAACUGUCUAUGUACACUUUAACGGCCAUCACACUGGAACGCUGGCACACCAUAACUCAUGCCAUGCAGCUGGAGAGGCAGCUGCGCCUGCGCCAUGCAUGCGCCCUCAUGGCGGUCGGCUGGCUUUUUGCCGUGCUGAUCGCACUGCUGCCCAUGGUGGGUGUGAGCAGCUACAUGAAGACCAGCAUCUGCCUGCCCAUGGAUGUGGAGACAGCGCUGUCACAGGGCUAUGUAAUACUACUGCUGCUGCUCAAUGUAGCCGCCUUCCUGUGCGUUUGCGUCUGCUACCUGCGCAUCUAUGUGACCGUGCGCAACCCUGCCUUCGUGCACUCUCGCGCUGACAUGCGUGUGGCCAAGCGCAUGGCUGUGCUCAUCUUCACCGACUUCCUAUGCAUGGCACCGAUCUCCUUCUUUGCCAUCUCAGCGGCGCUAAAGCUGCCGCUCAUCACCGUGUCGCACGCCAAGGUGCUGCUGGUUCUCUUCUACCCCAUCAACUCAUGUGCCAACCCCUUCCUCUACGCUUUCUUCACCAAGACCUUCAAGAAGGACUUCUUCAUGCUGGCUAGUCGCUUCGGCUGCUUCAAGACACGCGCACACAUCUACCGCACGGAGACCUCUUCGGGCCAAAAUGGGGUGGCCAGUUUCUCCAAAGACCAGCGACGGAACGCUGUACUCACUGGUGCACCUCAGUCACCCUCACUGAGACUGUCUGACCCCCCGCUGACCCCUCUAUGCCCCAGAGGCCUUCCACAACAGUGAACUGCAAGCUGCUCUUAUCAUGUUCCCUUACAAAUGUUCCCUUCUGUGCUGCUUGGACUUCAAAACACAAACAGGAAAAAAAGAACUUAAUAUAU
This is a messenger RNA of Colossoma macropomum (tambaqui), 2518 nucleotides long. It is a transcript of the gene fshr, whose product is annotated as follicle stimulating hormone receptor. The record is from RefSeq and is a predicted model, not a curated record. Gene Ontology annotation, cellular component: membrane. Gene Ontology annotation, molecular function: thyroid-stimulating hormone receptor activity; protein binding; follicle-stimulating hormone receptor activity. Lineage: Eukaryota; Metazoa; Chordata; Actinopteri; Characiformes; Serrasalmidae. Gene Ontology annotation, biological process: male gonad development; follicle-stimulating hormone signaling pathway.